Molecule: messenger RNA, 1575 nt
Organism: Topomyia yanbarensis
Lineage: Eukaryota; Metazoa; Arthropoda; Insecta; Diptera; Culicidae
Product: facilitated trehalose transporter Tret1-2 homolog
Exons: 9
Coding region: 83-1474 (463 amino acids)
Biological process (GO): carbohydrate transport; transmembrane transport
Cellular component (GO): membrane
Molecular function (GO): sugar transmembrane transporter activity
Source: RefSeq, a predicted model, not a curated record
GAAACCGCAGUUGACGUUCGCAGUGAUCGGAACAAGUACGCUAGGGUCCAGUUUUAAUAGUUUUUUAACAAACGAACGAAGAAUGAAAAGUGUAAGCAGUGCUCAAAACCAGUAUUUGGCGACAUUUUGCUUAAAUCUGUUGUCGGUUAACUAUGGAUUUGUAUGUGGCUGGACAUCGCCUUUCUUCCCUAUCCUACAGUCUCAGGAUACGCCACUUGCCAGUGGACCAAUCACAACCGAAGAAGGAUCAUGGAUCGGAUCUGCAAUGUGCGUUGGAGGGCUUCUUGGGACGCUCGUGUCGGGCUGGAUGGCAGAUCGUUGUGGUCGAAAGAUAACCGCCUGUUUGGCAUCAAUUCCGCAAAUUAUUUGCUGGACUAUGGUCAUUGUGGCGGAUAAUGCUUACUAUCUGAUGGCGAUGCGAUUUUUUGGAGGAUUUUCUGGCGGGGUUUGUUUCAUAGUUAUUCCCAUGUUCAUAGCAGAAAUAUCUGAGGACAGCAUUCGUGGCAUGUUGGCUUCCACCCUGGUUCUAUCGUGUAAUCUAGGCAUUCUAAUAAUGUACAUUCUGGGUAACUAUCUUCCCUACGCAACCAUUCCGUGGGUGGUUAUGCUGUUCCCAAUCGCUUUUCUGGCAAGCUUUGCUUUCAUUCCGGAUACGCCGUUCUAUCUGAUGAGGAAAAAUGACUAUGUGCAAUCAGAAAAGGCUCUCCGCUUUUUUCGCGGAUACCAAACCGGAACGCAGCAGGUGUCCAACGAGUUUAAACUCGAAUUGGUCAAACUAAAGGACACAUUCAAUGAUGAAAAACAAACCAUUAAGCAGGACGUCGUUACAUGGGAUGACUUUGUGACGCCUCACGCUAGGAAAGCGCUUCUGAUUGGUAUUUGCCUGAUGGCAUUCAAUCAGUUUUGCGGUUGCUUCGCCAUGCUGAACUACACUGCGACCGUAUUCGCCGAGUCCGGAUCGUCGCUGUCGGCCAAUAUGUCUGCCAUUGUGAUCGGCACGAUACAGAUGUUUGGGUCCUAUUUUUCCACGAUACUGGUCGAGCGGGCUGGUCGAAAGCUUCUGAUGACAAUCUCCGGAGCCGGAAUUGCUACUGGACUGGCCAUCUUCGCCGCUUUUUCGUACGUCAAAAGCAUCGGUCAGGAUGUGACCUCCUACAAUUGGCUACCUUUGGCUUGCUUCUCGAUUGUUAUCUUCGUCGCCUCAAUGGGUGUCCUGACGCUACCCUUCGUCAUUCUGGCAGAAAUCAUUCCGCAAAAGAUAAAAGGACUCUCCGUCACCGUUUGUAUGACAAUACUGUGGAUAUUUGCUUUUCUAGCAAUUAAGUACUUUUCAACCCUUUUCGAAGUGCUAGGAAUGCACGGAACGCUGCUGCUAUUUUCUAGUUGCUCUCUCGCAGGAACGCUGUUUGUUGCACUCUACGUACCAGAGACGAAAGGAAAGAGCUUUGAAGCGAUAGCGAAAGUGAUGAGCUGAUGUCUAGUUUUGUUAUCAGUAUUCAUACUCCUUAAUUGAUUAUAUGCCUUGUGUUUCAACUAAAAAAAAAUAAACAUGAUAUAUUGAAAUAUUAUUUGUGA